Messenger RNA from Trichoplusia ni (cabbage looper), 1629 nucleotides. It is a transcript of the gene Idgf, whose product is annotated as chitinase-like protein EN03. The transcript has 10 exons. Gene Ontology annotation, biological process: chitin catabolic process; carbohydrate metabolic process. The record is from RefSeq and is a predicted model, not a curated record. Lineage: Eukaryota; Metazoa; Arthropoda; Insecta; Lepidoptera; Noctuidae. Gene Ontology annotation, cellular component: extracellular region. Gene Ontology annotation, molecular function: chitin binding. The coding region runs from base 69 to 1430 and encodes 453 amino acids.
GUUCAACUCUCAUUCGCCACACACACUCCGUGGUGAUCAGUCAUUUAGCAUAGUUUUAUUUAUUAAUCAUGAAGUUUCUGAUCGCUUUGGCCGGUCUCCUGGCUGCGGCGCAUGCUGUUGCCCCAUCAACCAGCAAGGUCGUCUGCUACUAUGACAGCAAGAGCUAUGUCAGAGAAUUUGAGGGAUGCAUUUAUCCAGCUCAAGCGCGCAUGCUGCCUUUGGACUUGGACCCUGCGUUAUCCUUCUGCACCCACCUGGUGUACGGAUAUGCUGGCGUCCAGCCCGACACCUACAAGAUGGUGCCUCUCAACGUGAACCUCGAUGUGGACAGCUCCCACGCCAACUACCGCGCCAUCACCAACUUCAAGACCAAGUACCCUGGCUUGAAGGUCCUCCUGUCCGUCGGUGGGGACGUUGAUACCGAAGAGGCACAGAAGUACAACCUUUUGUUGGAGUCACCACAAGCCCGUACUGCGUUUGUGAACUCUGGAGUCCUACUGGCUGAACAGCACGGUUUUGACGGCAUUGACCUCGCUUGGCAGUUCGCCAAAUACAAACCCAAGAAGAUCCGCUCCACCUGGGGAUCCAUCUGGCACGGUAUCAAGAAGACCUUCGCAACGACCCCCGUCGAUGAUAAGGAGGCUGAACACCGCGAAGGUUUCACCGCUCUGGUCCGUGAAAUGAAACUCGCCUUGGCCGUCAAGCCCAACAUGCAGCUUGCCAUCACCGUCCUUCCCAACGUCAACUCAAGCAUCUACUACGACGUUCCCGCUAUCAUCAACCUGGUCGACAUUGUGAACUUGGGCGCCUACGACUUCGAAACCCCUGAACGUAACCCCAAGGAGGCUGACUACGCCACCCCCCUCCACCCCCCACAGAACCGCAACCCUCUGCUCAACGCCGAAGCUGUUGUCAACUACUGGCUCCAGGCUGGUGCUCCUUCUCAAAAGCUUGUCCUCGGCAUCCCGACCUUCGCUCGCACAUGGAAACUGGACUCCGACAGCGAGAUCGCUGGAGUUCCUCCCCUACACGCUGACGGACCUGGUGAAGCUGGUCCUUACACUAAAACCGAGGGUAUCUUGAGCUACCCCGAGGUUUGCGCCAAGCUGAUCAACCCCAACCACCAGAAGGGAAUGCGUCCUCAUCUUAGGAAGGUCACUGACCCCAGCAAACGUUUCGACGGCCUAAUCAAGGAUCAAGAAUUAACUCUUAUUUAUGGUACCUACGCCUUCCGUCUGCCCGACGACAGCGGUGAGGGUGGUAUGUGGGUGUCUUACGAAGACCCAGACACUGCCGGACAGAGAGCAACCUAUGUCAAGGCCAAGAACCUCGGUGGAGUUUCCAUCGUGGACCUCUCAAUGGAUGACUUCCGCGGGCUUUGCACUGGCGACAAGUACCCUAUCCUCAGAGCUGCCAAAUACCGUCUUUAAGUUAUUCGCAUUGCUUAAGCGACAUUAGUAUAACAAUUCUGUAUGAGAAUGUAUCGCAAACUCAAAGCAUCCAAUAUGUAAUGUAAUCAAGACUUUUAUAUAAACUUUUCGGAAAUAUUCUUCAAAUUAAUUCCUGGUUAUAAUUAGUGUAAUAAGGAACAAUAAGUAAGAAUAUUUUACAUUAAAAAUGUCAUAAAAA